Molecule: messenger RNA, 1302 nt
Organism: Thlaspi arvense
Lineage: Eukaryota; Viridiplantae; Streptophyta; Magnoliopsida; Brassicales; Brassicaceae
Source: the annotation of a GenBank genome assembly
AUGGACUCCACGCCUCCUUAUCACCGAUCCAACACUAAAUCAGCCUCGCGUCUCGACGAUUGGAAGCAAGAACCUCCGAAAAAUCUCUCACUUGAUUUGGUUCUUGUGUCUCCGAUUCCGAAGAGCAGCGAUACUCCGUGCGCAUCCCUCAGAUCCUCGUCUUCUCCUGUUCCUCUUGGCGAUACGCUCCUCUUAUCUCCUUCCCCGCUCCGCAAAUCGAAGACCCGUUUAGCCGAUCGACUCGAAAUGGCCUCCGAGGAAGCGGCUGCUGCUGUGCGCAAGCGGGGAAAGGCGAAGGGAGGGCAAAAGGGUCUUUUGGCUUCUCCCAGGAUUCCCCGGAGAUCCAGGCGAAGGUCGGAGGCUGUGGAAGAGAAGGAAGUGGUCGAAGAGGUCGCAAAGCCCAGAAAACGGAAGACGAGUGGUCGCCCUACGAAGGAAAAGCCAAGCUCGGCGGCGGCUCCUCCUCCUUGCUCGUCGUCUUCAGAUGCAUGUCAAAGCGAUUUGAACCGAAUCGGAGAGAUCAUCAGCGAUUUGGUUAUGUGGAGGGAUGCUGCGAAAUCGACCCUCUGGUUCGGUUUUGGAUGUCUCUGUUUCCUAUCUUCUUGCUUCGCCAAAGGAGUCAACUUUAGCGUUUUCUCGGUGGUGUCGAAUCUCGGGCUUGUGUUACUCUGCGGGUCCUUCUUGUCAAACACUCUUUGUCAAAGGAAAAACGAAGACACGAAGAGAGAGUUCCAUGUGAGUGAAGAUGAUGUCUUGCGCUUAGCCAGACGAUUCCUCCCCGCUGCUAACUUUGCCAUUUCAAAGACUAGUGAGCUUUUUUCAGGAGAACCAUCAAUGACACUCAAAGUGACACCAUUUCUGCUAAUCGGAGCUGAGUACGGUCAUCUCAUAACGCUGUGGAGGCUCUCCGCAUUUGGUUUCUUCCUCAGCUUCACCAUCCCAAAGCUUUAUUCGUGUUACACCCAUCAGAUUAGCCAAAAAGUUGAAAGAGUGAGAAGGAGAAUAAGUGAAGCAUGGGGAAUGUGCUCACACAAGAAGAUCUUGGCAGGCUCUGCGGUGACAGCGUUUUGGAACUUGACAAGCAUUAGAAUCAGGAUUUUUGCAGUUUUUAUCAUCCUAGUGAUAUUUCGGUAUAGGAGACAGAAUCUACAGCUAAAUCCCGAUCAAGUGGAGCCUGUUGAGAGUGAGAGUGAGAAGCAAGAGGAAGAAACACUCCCACAGGAAGAACAGACGACACAGCCACAAGACGAGCAAGCAUUAGUGAUGGUGGUUGCAGAAACUCAAGGAUCAAAGAAACUCUAG